This is a messenger RNA of Micropterus dolomieu (smallmouth bass), 6096 nucleotides long. It is a transcript of the gene ptgfrnb, whose product is annotated as prostaglandin F2 receptor inhibitor b. The coding region runs from base 315 to 2969 and encodes 884 amino acids. The transcript is spliced from 15 exons. NCBI's taxonomy places the organism in Eukaryota, Metazoa, Chordata, Actinopteri, Centrarchiformes, Centrarchidae. The record is from RefSeq and is a predicted model, not a curated record.
CUCUCUCUCUCUCUCUCAGCCUCUCUAUCAAUCUCGCCCUCAUUCAAUGCACACAUUAGAGAGGUUCAGUGUCAGUGUGUGUAAACGCUCCCGUCGGCAUUUGGACUGCGUUUUACUGGAUUAGCCACCUCGGCGUGCAUCCGUUUUGCUUUGCGGCUCCGCCCGGUGUCCGGUGCGGACUGACUGCUCAGAUCUGAUAGUUUUAUUGGAUUGACCGACAGCGGCGGGGGAGGACUGGCGUUACCCCCCAACACACAGGACAAAGAAAACGGGGGGAAAUUAAGGACAAAAGAUAAGAGUGGUUGAAGACAGGAAUGAAAAUGGAUACCUGCCUCCUCACGCUCGUGUUUGGUGUUUUAAUGCUCGGUGGGUGCUUGGCCCGGGUGGUGACAGUGUCUCCUGGUCCUUUAAUCCGGGUGGAGGGUCAGCCUGUCUCCAUCACAUGUGAUGUCAAGGACUACUCGGGACCUCCUGAGCAGGAUUUUGAGUGGAUGAUGUCCAGGGAGGCGACCGGGGCGAAGAAAAAGAUGAUUUCCACCUUUGACACCGGGUACCCCGACCCGUUGUUUAGCAAGCGUGUCGCAUCUGGCGACAUCGCAGUAGAGCGGCUCCAGGACGACGAGGUGGAGCUGAAGAUAGCGGAGGUGAAGUCGACUGAUGCUGGGUUCUACUGGUGUCAAACGCCGAGUACAGACUCCUCCUUCAGUGGCAACUACGAGGCUCAGGUCAAACUCACAGUCAUCCCCAACACCCUCAGGGUCUCCUCCCAGACCCCGCCCCCAGUUGUCCCAGAAGGUAGUGACAUGACGCUCUCCUGCAACAUCACCCGGCAACUCACCCACCCCACCUACCUGUCUGUCACCUGGUCGGUGAAGAAGGGAACGACAUCGGAGGAAAUUUUGACAUUUGGCCCUCAGGGAGACGUGGUCACAGGGCCGAAGUACACCCGGCGCUUCGCCGACGGAGGCAUUCGAUUGGUUCCUGGGAAGGAUGGAUUGUUUGAAUUGGUGAUUUCCAGAGUGACAUCGUCUGACGAAGGGAUUUAUGAAUGCAACGGGACGGAAUGGACGCAUGAAAAUGGCAAAUGGAUAAAAAUCGUGGAGAGCACAAAAGAGAUGGGCACUGUUGCUGUUACUCCUACAGGUCGGUCCCUCAGCGUGAAUGCUUCAUCCUCCUCCUCCCCCUCCUCCACGUCUCUCCUCCUCUCCCCCGGUAACACACUGAGCCUCCUCUGCUCCAUCGUCGCCGACAACCUGCCCGCCCUCGCCCUGGAAGUGACCUGGCUGGCCGACGGCCGCGAGAUCAUCACCAUGGAGCGCAGCGGGGUGGUGAUCUCAAACACCUCCUCGAGCAGCGCACAAGGAAAGCGAGGGGAGGCAACCUUGGAGCGGACGGGAGCUGGAGAAUACAGGCUGGGGGUGACAGGGGUGAGCGGGGAGGACGGAGGGGCGUACACCUGCCGCAUCCGAGCCUUCAUCGAGAAAGGAGGAAGGAGGUGGCAUAUGGCGGCCGAGAAAACGUCCAGCCCUUUGACUGUGAAGGUGUCGCAGAUCAAACCGAGCUUCAAGCUGACCAUUGAAGCUGUCCUGAGCCCCCAGAUGACUGCUGAACCCACAGAACUGGCAUGUCAUGUGAUUGACAUUACCCAUCUACCCCCUGGAGGCCGUCUGGGUGUCACGUGGGAGCACACUACACUACCUGGUAUAGGGGACGAUCCUCAGACCUCACAUCCCAUUGGCUCCCUGGACGGCAAUGGCAAUCUGUUGCCGGAAUCUAUGUAUUCUGACAGGCUGAAGAGCGGCCUGUUAUCUCUGACCAGAGUCCAGCCCAACACAUUCAAACUGCGAUUCCUCCGCACACAGGAGAUCGACAUGGGCCAGUACGUUUGCACUGUGUCUGCUUGGAGCAUUAACAGCCAGGGGGGCCUGGUGAAGACCGCUCAGAACCAGAGCUCGCCUCUGACUGUGCGGUGGGAUACCAAACGUCCCUCUCUAAACGUCGUGGCCAAGGUCACCCGUGAAGCCUCAGUGGGCGGGGCGACCUUUGAGAUGAGCUGCACUGUGACCACUCAUAACCUUGGGGAGGCGGGAUACUCAGUGCUCAUCCAAACACAGGACAACCUUCAGAGCAACGUGAAAACCAUCAUGACUCUCAGCCCGGACAACGUCCUGCAGCACGGAGGAGCCACAGACCCCAACAGGAGAGACAGUCUGGUUCUGACAAAGUCUGGUGCUACUGAGUUUCGGUUUCGCCUGGCUGGUGUCCAGUUGUCUGACAGAGGUUUCUACUGGUGCGACAUCACCGCCUGGACAAAACAGCUACCAGGACAGACUUGGACCAGAGCCACCAACGCAGAGUCUAACAAAGUCAAGAUCGACUUUCAAGAAAAUGGCCCGACCUUCUCCAUCACCAUCCACUCUGACGUCAGCAGUGUUUAUCCAUGGGAAACGGCCAAGAUGGAGUGUUCGCUCAGUGUCUCUGGAUCCUCACCAAAGACUGACGACCUGGCAUACGAGGUGCGUUGGUUUUUCACCAGGCUGCGUGGCGGAGCAACAACGAGCCAGGUGGCAAGCCUGGACCGCUUCGGCGUUGUGAGGAAAGACGCUCGUAACUCAUCCAGUGACAUUUCAAUAGAGCGCAAAGGCACACACACCUACAUGCUGAACAUUCAUGGCACUCAGGACAGUGACAGUGGUGAGUACCACUGUGUUGCCACUCCCUGGUACCUGUCGGCCUCAACAGGAGCUUGGACUCAGGCCGGGGAGCUGACGUCGACUCGAAUCUUCCUUACAGUCCGAUUUGCUGUGUGGGAGUCCCUACAGUUACCUCUCUUUUAUGGUCUAGCAGCCUCAAUAGGUGUGGGCCUCUUCUCUCUGGUCCUGGGUCUUGUUUGUGCCCAUUGCUGCUGCCGCAACACCGCACACACCCCACGCUCCCGCAACAAACUGAUGGACCUGGAGAUGGACUGACAAACACUUUCCCCCGCACCCACACACUGCAGCGCUCACAGAAAACACCACACACACAACAGACACACGCCCAUAGAUGAUUUCUGGGACACCCAGUUGUUUCCAGGCGACGGAUGUUGGGAGUAAAACGACACAUCGCUUUGGAAAGAGAAGCCUGGCUGAUCAAUCACAGUGCUUUUAUGGGUGCUCAGGAUCUCAGAUUCAGCUCUGCAGUGGAGGAGCAGGGGACUUCUACAAGCACCAAUGGGGAAACAGCCUUUGAGACUUCAAUUUCUAUGAAGAUCCAUUGAAAUCUGUGGUGCUUCCAGUGAUUUUUUUUUUUUUUACACAGAUACAGAUUUGCUCCCCAUUUAGACCUUAGCACUAUAAGAAACUCUGACGAAUCUGGAGUUUAAUUUUUUGAGAACAGGCUUCUGAGACAUCACUGCCACUUUGUAAUAAAGGACCACAUAACAGAUCUGCUGCCUCUGUAACCACUGGGGAUAACAAAUGAAGCGCUCAGGCUGGGCUACACGCUUUUCCCCCCUUCUUCUGAUGCCAAGGCUUCCUGCAAAGUACAAACACUUCCUGAUGGCAAUUGAGUCUCUCAGAGUAACGACACACCAGCCUACCCCGUUGAAAUUUUCUUUUUUGAGGAAGCACAGAAAAAUCAAGGGGUGGUUGGAGAUCGAGAGAUAGAAGUGUUGUCAUUUAUGUAUCUGUGCCUCAACAUAUCCAUGUUAAGUCACACGGCUAAAGUUAUUUUGUAUUUGCAAGGACUGGCGGUUUAGGCAGCCUGAGCCUUACUUCUGUCAAGGAGGAUGUCAUGGAGUAAAUGUCACGUUCAUACGGGCAGCAGAAGUCCCAGAAAAUGAAAGUGCUUCAGUGCUUUCCACAUGAGAGGUAUUGCACUAGAACUACCACCCCAGAGUAUUCCUACCUUAACAAGAGGACAAUAUUUACCUUUAUUCUCAACUCUAGUUUUAUGAAAAUUGAGAGAUUUUAAAAUGCUUAAAAUGCAUUUUUAAGCUUUACAAGGAGAUAUGCAUUUAGUGUGUUUGUGUGUGAGAUAUACUGUACAUGGUGCCAAUAUUUGAACUAAUGGAGGUGUGCUUGGUUCAUAUUGCCAGAUCAACACUUGAACAACCACUAAAAGUGGUGACAGCAUACACUCUUUUUAUAAAUAUUCAGAAAUGUGUCCAGCUGUUUCUUUGCCCCCUGGUAUUGUGUGUGUUAGUGUGUGACUACUGUGCUACAGUAUGUGAGACAAAGAAUUGCAUGUACUGUUUUGUAAUGACAGACUGAUGUCAUUCAUAAGCAACACAAGCCUUUUCCAUGGUUACUUUUUAAUGACUCUUAAAUCCAGAUUUUUAAAGCCACCUAUCACUCCAGUAAAUCUAGACUCUAAUGUGUUGACACUGUGACUGUGAAGUUCUGAACAGGAAAACCAUGCAUAUUUCUCAGUUUCAGUUUUGUUUUUUUAAAAGGAAUUAUGAAACAUUUUUGGGGAAAUACGUGUAUUCACUUUCUUUCCAAGAGGUAGACAAUAAGAUCAAUAUUAAUCUCACAUCUGUGCAUUAAGCAUGGAGCUAGAGUCAGGAAGUGGUUAGCCUAGCGUGUGUGUGUGUAUGUAUGCGUGUGUGUGUGUAUAUAUAUAUAUAUAUAUAUAUAAUCAAUCACUGCUCUUAUAGUUAUCCUAUUUUAAAUACAUAAUACAACAUAAAUGAGACACUUUGAAAUUGUUUGCAGGCAUGUUAUGUCACCUUUGGUUUAGCUAGGCUAGCAGUCUCCACUUUAAGCUAGGCUAAAAAUUUCCCAGACCAAUUAUUGCUGGCAAACUAGGAUUCUUUAUUUCUCAAUUUGUCAAACUGUUCCUUAAACAUUGCUAACUGGCAAGAAAAGUUGCCAUAAAACUGUCAUUAAAGUUGUUUCAGAGAUUUCAACUGGCAGAUACAGCCCUUUUCCAAAUCAUUUCAAGAUGUUUCAUCUUUACUCUUUCACAGCAAAGUUGUAGGAAACUGUUUACUUUCACCUAACAGCCAAAACUGAAAAUCAGAUCUGUAGAGCAAGAGGAAAGAAACAUCUGCUAUUUCCAGCAGAUUCAGAAGGUCAGCUAUUGAGUCUGUUUUAUAGCAAAUUAAUGAAUUUUUGCAUCAUGUUGACUUGUGUGAACGCGCAAUCGCAGUUUCAGCAACGACAACACACAAAGAGAGGAAGUUGAAUGGCUUUUAAAGGUGUUUUUAGUAACUAUCAGAACUUUACGAGCAAUAUCAGGCUGUAGUCAGGUCACAGCUCAUGUAAAUCUGGAAUCAUCACACAGUUUUCACUGUUUUCAGAGCUAACACACAAAGUUAAGAUUAGUUUAAAACAGGAUGGUUGUUUCUUGAUUGGAUGUUAUUCAAAUAAUUCAUCUUUCACCCACUCAGCUUUGACGGUGCAGAAUUGUUAACUAUUAUCCAAUCAGAACGCAAUGCCUAUAUCCAUAAAUAUCUCUCAUUGGUGAUAUUGAAUGGGUCUAUUUCAUAGCUUCAUUAUUAUUAUUUCAUAACAAAUGUACAACACCAUCAGCUACAGGAAACACCAAGACAACCCUAAAAUUAUAAUAUUUUUCUACUCAGUUGUUCAGAUGCGUUUAGAAUGGCAGCACUCGUCUGACACAAAGUUAAACCUUUUGAACCAGAUUUAGUCUGAAUGCAGUUAUCUGCAAGCUUCAUCCAGCAAACGAAAAAACUAAGAAAUCUGACGUUCCAUCAGUGCUGCUAUUCUGUUUUAUUCACGAAGGGGUUCAGCUGAAAAUCCAUUUGAGAAAUAUUCAAUAUGUGUGUUUUGGCUCAACUGAUGGUGACAGUUACUUCAGAAACUCCCAAUAAGUCUCCAUGUGUUUGUGGGUGUGUGCGCCUCUCCGUGAUGUUGCAGUAUUCAAAAUAGGUUACAAAAACAACACCACACAUUCACAGUACUUGAGCACACAGGUGAAUUAUAGGGCUCUGUGCCAUAUUGCUCUUAAUGGUAUACAACACACACGUAGCUUUGAUACACACAUUGAACAUGUCACUGCAAGGCCUCUCCAGUGUCCUUUUUUAUUUUGUCAUUUUAUUGCAAUGAGUAUGAUGAAUCAUUGUUUUUUAAUAAAUAGAUUUGUAAGGUG